AGCGCCCCGGAGCAGGAGCCGAGCUGGGGCGAUGUGAAGGGAUUUCCUCACAUGUAUUUUUUCCCAAGUCUCUUUGAAUCCUACAUAAUACAAGACUGGGGUUAUGAAGUCAAUCCUAGAUGGCCUCGCAGACACAACUUUCCGAACAAUUACAACAGAUCUUCUUUACAUGGGUUCCAACGAUAUCCAGUACGAAGAUAUUAAAAGUGACAUGGCCUCCAAACUAGGAUAUUACCCACAGAAAUUCCCAUUAUCUUCCUUCAGGGGUGAUCCUUUCCAAGAAAAAAUGACUGCAGGAGAUGAUCCCCUAUUAAGUAUCAUUCCAUCGGAUCAGAUCAAUAUUACAGAUUUUUACAACAAGUCCCUAUCCACUUUCAAGGAUAAUGAGGAGAAUCUACAAUGUGGGGAGAACUUCAUGGAUAUGGAGUGCUUUAUGAUUCUAAACCCCACCCAGCAGCUGGCCAUUGCAGUGCUGUCCCUUACCCUGGGCACCUUCACCGUUCUGGAGAACCUUCUAGUGCUGUGUGUUAUCCUGCACUCUCGAAGCCUCCGGUGCAGGCCUUCCUACCAUUUCAUUGGCAGCUUGGCAGUGGCUGACCUCCUGGGCAGUGUAAUUUUCGUCUACAGUUUUGUUGAUUUCCAUGUUUUCCAUCGGAAAGACAGUCCUAAUGUGUUUCUGUUCAAGUUGGGUGGAGUUACAGCCUCAUUCACUGCCUCAGUAGGCAGCCUUUUCCUUACUGCAAUAGACAGGUACAUAUCUAUACACAGGCCACUAGCUUACAAAAGAAUUGUUACCAGGCCAAAGGCUGUCGUAGCAUUCUGUGUGAUGUGGACCAUAGCUAUCGUAAUAGCUGUUCUUCCUCUGCUCGGCUGGAACUGCAAAAAACUCAAUUCUGUUUGUUCAGACAUCUUCCCUCUCAUUGAUGAGACCUAUCUAAUGUUCUGGAUUGGGGUCACCACUGUACUCCUGCUGUUUAUUGUAUAUGCCUAUAUGUACAUAUUGUGGAAAGCUCAUAGUCAUGCUGUUAGAAUGAUUCAGCGUGGCACUCAAAAAAGCAUAAUAAUUCAUACCACAGAGGAUGGUAAAGUACAUAUUACUAGACCUGAUCAAACUCGUAUGGACAUCAGGUUAGCCAAAACCUUGGUCCUUAUUCUGGUGGUUUUAAUCAUAUGCUGGGGCCCUCUACUUGCAAUUAUGGUGUAUGAUGUCUUUGGGAAAAUGAACAAGCUCAUCAAGACUGUCUUUGCAUUCUGUAGCAUGCUCUGUUUGAUGAAUUCAACAGUGAAUCCCAUCAUCUAUGCUCUAAGAAGCAAGGACUUGAGACAUGCUUUUCGGAGCAUGUUUCCAACCUGUGAAGGGACUACGCAGCCUCUUGAUAACAGUAUGGAGUCUGACUGCCAGCACAAACAUGCUAACAAUGCAGGUAAUGUUCACAGGGCAGCUGAAAGCUGUAUUAAGAGCACAGUUAAGAUCGCCAAAGUGACCAUGUCUGUCUCCACAGACACAACUGCAGAGGCAUUGUAAAUCAAAGCCCUCUCAACAUUGUGAGAAUAGAAGUUAGUUUAAAACAAACAAAAAAUACAUGACCUAAAGCUUUUGUUCCCUCACCUGUAACAUUUUUAAGUUUGUCAUAAUAAGCUAUACAAUGAUUGUUUUAAGAAUCAUUGCCAUCAGCCAAUCCUCCAAGUUUAAUAAUUAGGGAUUCAAACUAUUUUAAAAAAGAAAAGUUUUCAAUUAAAGAAAGUGCUCAUUGAAUAAUAAAGUAUAAAACUCUGGCAGAAUGUACAGAAAAUGUCAAACUAGCAACAAUUCCUUCAGAAGUUACUGGGGAUGGAGUGGAGGGGAAUCUGAAAACUUGUGAAACCUAAUUGAAAACUAAAACAUCAUAAAGCCAUGUCAUCAAAUAAGAAAGCCUUGUAAUCAUAAUGUUCAUUCCAUUGUGAAAUGUAUUAAAUGUCUAUAAGUCAUAGAAGUUUUCAUUUCUUUCCAAAAAGCGGCAGUACUAAGUUUUAGAGGUUCUGUAAAAUGUGUUGUGUCCUGUGAAAUGUAUACUGUUUUAUUACUUGUUACUGAUAUUUGUCUAACUAAACCAAGUGAUAACGUAAACUUGUGUGGAAAUAAUGUGAAAUAUGUGUUAUGUAAACCCCACUGAAAAUACCUUCUGUAUUUGAAGAACUCCUAUGAGCUAUUUUGGAAAUUUUACACGUUUAGUAGGCUUCUGUGGAUUUAGAGGAAAGGCAUUGUAUUUCUUCAACUAAAAUUAUUUGACAUUUGAAAUCCCCAUUAAUUUUAACUUUCAUCUGUGUACAAGAAUAACAGCAACAAGGGAAUAUAGACUAGCACUGCAGAGAAAGGAAUGCAUUGGUUCAGACUUUUAAAUACCACUGCGUUUAUACAUAAGGACAUUUAUUGCCUUACGGACUAUGCCUUUCUGGUGGGCAUUAUGUAAAUAUGAACAGUAAAAAGAAAAGGUACUGGAUACUGGCUUCUUUAAUUGGCAACUGCUAGCACUGGACCUCUGAAAACAGCAUGUGUCAGAUUCAGUGUAUAAUGUUAUCACUGUGCGUUGAUAUAUACUUGAACUGUGCUGCAUUCCUAUAUCCCAGGAUUAAACAGAUUUAAAGCCUGAGAUGCCAAACUCCAGUCUUCACUAAACAAGGAGCAAGUAUUGUUAAAAUUAGAUAUUUUUUAUGUUUGAGCGUGUAUAUAAAUAAAUAUCUGUGUGUGUGUGUGCUCACGCGUGUGUGUACGUAUACUAAGUAAACAUGGGUCACAGUAGUAUUACUAAGAUAGGAAACUGUGACCAAAUGCAAACUAUUUCCUGUUGCACUCUUUGCACAUGAAUUCUGUUCCUAAAAUUGAGUUCUUCCAGCUGACGUGAUGAACAUACUAAUUGUAAGAUUCAGAACAUACUUGUAGAUCCACACUGAGAG
This is a messenger RNA of Terrapene triunguis (Three-toed box turtle), 2934 nucleotides long. It is a transcript of the gene CNR1, whose product is annotated as cannabinoid receptor 1. Gene Ontology annotation, cellular component: membrane. Gene Ontology annotation, molecular function: cannabinoid receptor activity. NCBI's taxonomy places the organism in Eukaryota, Metazoa, Chordata, Testudines, Emydidae. The transcript is spliced from 2 exons. Gene Ontology annotation, biological process: G protein-coupled receptor signaling pathway. The record is from RefSeq and is a predicted model, not a curated record. Bases 104 to 1525 code for a protein of 473 amino acids.